This is a messenger RNA of Nerophis lumbriciformis (worm pipefish), 6095 nucleotides long. The record is from RefSeq and is a predicted model, not a curated record. NCBI's taxonomy places the organism in Eukaryota, Metazoa, Chordata, Actinopteri, Syngnathiformes, Syngnathidae.
GAAGCUAGCAACACAUCUUCUUCCAGGCGCCGAACAAAAACUGCAUGUCGAGCACGAAAACGACGACGUAGAACGAAUUAUAACCGAAUUAAAAAAAACAUUAAACAUGUUACGAGAGUUAGUGAGGGAGCGACUAAUGGCGGCGGCGGAUGAAAUAUUCUGGCUGUUUGAAAGAACGAUAGCGUCGUACGAGGAGGAACUUUCUCGAUCAAGAGAGGAGAAGGAGCGACAACGACAACAACUCGAAGCUGCUUACUUCCAGCAGCUAAUUGGUCGUCAAGAUGGAGUUACCCCUCUACCGCAGGAAAGGAGCUCGCCUUUGACGCAGGAGGAUACACAACUCCCCCACAUUAAAGAAGAAGAGGAGGAACUCUGUCUUCGAGGGCCAAAGUUGCUACUGACUGGUGUCUCCAUGGAGACUGAAAACCAUAAAGACGAACUACCUCAGUCCUCACAGCUUCUUCACUGUCUAAGUAAGGAGCCUUCAUGCAGCAGUUCACCACAACACAUGAACACAGAAGCUGAUGGAGGCUACUGUGGAGGAUCACCAGCUGACAACCUCCUAGCUCCACUUUCAGAUACUGAGGUUAAAGAUGAGGAAGACAUUCAAGAACAUUUAAAUACAGACUGGGAAGGUGAUAUGAGGACUCACACCAAUGACAAACACUCUGAAUGCUCUGAAAAAAAUACAGCAGCCAUGAAGAAAAACUUUUGCCAAGAAGCUCAUGACGCAUUAAUGGAGUCUUUGGAUGAUGACGAGAUCUUGCAUGAAGACUUUUCUUCUGAGAGCCAGGACAGCUCAGAAGACUUUGGUCCUGAAAUUAAGGAUCCCUGCAGCUCUGAGGAGGAGGAGGAAAAGGAGGAGAAAAAUGGCAACAUUGUUGACAGUCAAGAUGUUUGGAGGUCACGGAAUAGAGAAAUUUUGUGGUCGCCAUCUCAUGAGGUCACGUUGCCUUUUUUGCCUCCUCCAAUUUGGAACUCUGGACCCACCAACUAUGCAGUGUCGAGAAUCCGGAGCCCUGAAACGGCAUUUGGACUUUUUUUCCCAGAUGACAUCAUGCAACAUCUCCUGCAGAUGACCAAUUUGCAGGGCCAAAGGUCCGUCACGGCUUGGCAAGACAUAAACAUGGUGGAGCUGCGGGCCUACCUGGGCCUCCUCAUUCUGUCCGGGAUUUUCAAGUCCCGGCAUGAAUCUACAAAAAGCAUGUGGGACGGCGAGACCGGACGAUCGGUAUUUGCUGCAACCAUGAGCAAAAAGCGUUUUGUCGGCAUCAACAGGGCGGUGAGUUUUGAUGACGAACUCUCCCGGCCAACCCGCCACAUAAGGGACAAUCUGGCCCCUAUCAGAGAUGUCUGGACCAAAUGGAGCACCCUCCUUCCCCGCAUGUUCAACCCAUCCAGAGACGUCUGCGUUGAUGAGCAAUUUAUCCCAUUUAGGGGCCAUUGCUCUUUCAAAUUGCUCAUACCGCCAAAACCUGCCAAAUAUGGCCUGAAGAUCUGGACCCUGUGCGACGUUGAGACGUCCUACGCGUGGAACAUGCAAGUCCACACUGGAACGCCUGCUUCUGCAGCAGCCGGGGAGGUCAACCAGGGAAUGAGGGUCGUUCUGGAACUUUCCGAUGGCCUCGAGGGCCACACGAUAACAACAAAUAACUUUUUUACUUCCUUCCCCCUUGCUGCGGAGCUCCAAAAAAAGAAGAUGGCCCUAGUGGGGACAAUAAGAACUAAUAAGCAGGAGCUUCCCCCACAGCUGAUCAAGAUUGGAGGCAGAGAAGUUCUGUCUUCAAAGUUUGCCUUCACAGAAAAGAGGACUUUGGUCUCAUAUGUGGCAAAGAAGGGAAAAAAUGUCCUCCUUAUGAGCACAAAGCACAGGGAGCCAAAAGUCCAGGACACAGGAAAAAAGGAACCCCAGAUGAUCCUUGACUAUAAUUUGUGCAAGGGAGCUGUAAACCGCCUAAACCAGGCUUGUGCACCCUUCACUUGUAGAAGGAGGACACAUAGGUGGCCAAUAUCACUUUUCUACCAUAUGGUAGAUGUGUCGUGCUACAAUGCGUAUGUCCUCUUCGCGGCAGUGCACCCAGAAUGGAACCGCGGGAAGUCGUUUAAAAGACGUCUUUUCCUGGAGGAAAUCGGCAAAUCAUUGACCACCCCAGCAAUUCUGCAAAGGAGUCGUCUCCCCAAAGCACUGGCUGCAGCAACCCUGGUUGAGCAAACACAGAUGCGGCAGGAGGAGGAGCAGCAGCCACGGCGGGGGUCCUUAGGUAAACGAAAACAGUGUUCCAUGUGCACACGGAGGAAGAGAGUGGUUCUCCAGUGCAUAAUUUGUGGAAAAGCAACAUGCAAAAACCACCUCAAAAUACUAUGUGACUCAUGCCAAUGAUAUUUAUGUAUAUUGCUGGUCUUGUCAUCCGCGUCCGAACCUGAGGGCGACUUGGUGGUGUGAAUGGAUCAAACAUAACGACGGCGAGCAAUUCGUUGACCAAAGCUUUAUUUGGUCAAGCAAGCCUCGGACUGGAACUGCAGCUUCCAGGAGAAGAGUAUGGGCCUGAUGUUACUUUCUCUCCCUGUUUACCACCAGGACAAUUUAUCCUUAAAUACCUUUUACAUGAAGACACUUCAUCUGUGUUGUGCUAGUCUUGGGACUGGCAAGUCUAGACUAGGGUUGUACGUAAUACCGGUACUAAUAAAGUCAUCAUCAUAAUCGGCGGUCACUCGAACUAGUAUGAUGAUCCUCCUGGUAGGGGUGUAUCCCUUUAUGGAGGAUGCCUGUGCGUGACUUUGUUUAACGUGAAGAGACUGGUGCACAGACAGUCACCACAUGAUCCUUGACAGAAUCGGGUCAGGGUCCAGUGGCAUGGAGUCCAAGACGACUGGGGACCCUUCUCUGCUGCAGCCUUCUUCUGCCAUCGCAGCCGUUGUAAUAGUUCUUAAAUCUACCGUCUUCCGCCUGCUCUGCCGUUGAGGUCUUCACCGUAUCCCUGGCUAGGGGGCAAUCAGGUACUAGGCCUUUGCCAAGGGCCACCUGGGGUAACAGUAGUAAAGGGGUUAACCUCCUAGUGCCCCAAGACCCCAUAGAGGAGCCACCACUGCCGGAUGCACUUUAACGUCAUGCCCAGGACUAAUAAAGUACCGCUAUACUAAUUAAUUGAAAUCGGCACUAUACUGCCUUUGAAAAGUACCGGUACCGUUCUUUCAUCUGAGUGCCCGCUGUGCGGCGGUUACUACAGAGCCGAGGCGCAUGAUGUUGAGUGUGUCAAAACGCACACACAAAGUGCAUACAAGCAAUAACAUCUUGGAGAGGAAGAAUGGCAAAAAACGACAAUUCCACUGGUUAAUAAAGAGGGUACGUGAAGCACAAUAUGUAGGUAUUUGGACUUCAAAACGAACGGUAAAGGUGACGCUUAAACAAGGAAGCACCGUUCUUCAAGUGUUGCUUUAAAACACGCUUCGCCAAACGUGGCGAUUAGUAUUACCACCUUUGCUUCAAACCUAGGUAAACAUUGAAAUAAUAGGUAUUCAGAUCUGCACAAGGAGUUAUAAAGAGUGACAGGUAAUAUUGUUGUUACUCCUAUCCUGCUGUUUGGCUCCGGUGCAGACCGUAGUAGAGGAGCACAGGGAUGUAACCCUUCCCUUUACAAUGGGUCUGCUAAGCUCCGCUUUCCGGUUUAAAUUUGAGGCCGCCGAUUUGUGACAUUCUGGUUGCUUUAUUAUUAGUUUUGCAGGACACUACCGGACCCGUUCACUUUUUUACUGCUACGUGAAUACGCUACCUCUCCCUCUCUUUACUCGUCCACUCACUCACUGACGUCACUCAGACAACACGUUGCCAUUUUUUAAACACACGUACACAUACUACUAGACGCACACACAGCUGCUUGGAUUGAUGCCAAAGAGUUAAUAUGAUUAAUGACUGAAUUUGGUAACAAAUUCCUACAAUUUCUGUUUUAUCUUUAACAAAUGUGUGUUUUACCUGCGACAUGGCUUAUCUGUGUACAUGUAUCUAUUUUUAGUACUUACUAACAAUUGUAUUUUUCUUAAAACACAGACCAGGAUUGGCAACCAUAAAUCAUAAAUAAUGUAUUAUUAUGUUAAAGCUUUUUUAAUACAUUCUAAUCUAAUUCUUGAUUAUGGAACAUUUUAAAUUGUUCUUUGAGUGCAACAAGAAAAACACAAUGUGUUUAAUGCCCUUUAAUUUGUAUUUUAACCUUCUAAAAUUGUUCUUUGAGUGCAAUAGGAAACACAUCUUUAUUGAAUUGUAAGAUUUUCUGUUAAAAUAAAGCCAAAAUUGAAUUUUUUUUCGUACUUCCCUUUAUUUGGAAAAGUAUCGCUAUACAUUUUGGUACCGGUAUCCAUACUAAAUUAUUGGUAUCGGGACAACCCUAGUCUGGACAAAGCCCAGUUGUUUGUAUCAAUGCCAAAAACAUAUGCGUUGUGACCUCUGACCCCUGAUCACUAAUCCUAUAGAUGGUGGCUCCUAUCAGACAUGGCUUGUGUGCUUUUACUCCCAUGAUAAAAUACAAACCCCUCAUUCUUCUAAGAUUCAAGUCAUCUCUGGAUGAUGUGUGUUUGAUAUCUGGAACAGAAGCUAUCUAGGGCAGUGUUUUUCAACCAAUGUGCCGCGGCACUCUAGUGUGCCGUGAGAUACAGUCUGGUGUGCCGUGGGAGAUUAUCUAAUUUAAAAAAUAUUUUUUGCAAACCAGUAAUUAUAGUCUGCAAAUGAUGUGUUGUUGUUGAGUGUCGGUGCUGUCUAAAGCUCGGCAGAGUAACCGUGUAAUACUCUUCCAUAUCAGUAGGUGGCAGCAGGUAGCUAAUUGCUUUGUAGAUGUCGGAAACAGCGGGAGGCAGCAUGCAGGUAAAAAGGUGUCUAAUGCUUAAACCAAAAAUAAACCAAAGGUGAGUGCCCCUAAGAAAAGGCAUUGAAGCUUAGGGAAGGCUAUGCAGAACGAAACUAAAACUGAACUGGCUGCAAAGUAAACAAAAACAGAAUGCUGGACGACAGCAAAGACUUACUGUGGAGCAAAGACAUGUACAUCUGAACAUGACAUGUCAAUCAAUGUCCCCACAAAGAAGGAUAAAAACAACUAAAAUCUUGAUUGCUAAAACAAAGUAGAUGCGGGACAUAUCGCUCAAAGGGAAACAUGAAGCUGCUACAGGAAAAUACCAAAAAAAGAGAAAAAGCCAUUAAAAUAGGAGCGCAAGACAAGCAGUAAAACACUACACACAGGAAAACAGCAAAAAAACUCCAAAUAAGUCAGGGCGUGAUGUGACAGGUGAUGACAAUACACCUACUUUGAGACAAGAGCUAUAUUGAUGCAUGCUUGGUUAUGCUUUAAAGUCAUAUCCAACAAUUGAGGACUUUUUAUUGUCAACUGAGUUUAGUUUUUUCAUGAUGUCUGCUGGUGGUGUGCCUCUGCAUUUUUUCAAUGCAAAAAAUGUGCCUUGGCUCAAAAAAGGUUGAAAAACACUGAUCUAGGGAGUCUUUCAUCAAAGGAAUAACCUCCUCCAGAUGCCUGGGACCUCGUUUACAUUAAAUCAGGCCGAAACUAAUAGAAAAUGUACAUGCUAUAAUAUACAGACACUUCGAUCUUAAUCAGGAUCAGCUUUAUUGGCCAAGUAUGUUUAACACACAAAGAAUUUGACUUGGAAGACUGUGCUUUCUUUGUUCAUUGUAAAGAAAUAAAGAAGAAUGCAUAAACUACGAGAGACAGCGCAGUACCAUGACGGGCAUCUGCGGCAUCAUCUUGGUAUGAAAACAAGAAGGAAACAAUAAAGAACCCAAAGGACAUAAGAGACAUUAAAGAGGACAGAACUGAUGCAACCUGCUGCUACCUCAGCGGUGUCAUUUCUACACGCACACACAAAACGCAAUGCCCAUCCAUCCAUUUUCUACCGCUUAUUCCCUUUGGGGUCGCGGGGGGCGCUGGAGCCUAUCUCAGCUACAGUCGGGCGGAAGGCGGGGUACACCCUGGACAAGUCGCAAUGAAAAACCAUAAAUGACAAAAACCAAAAAAAGUAUAAAUUGUACAUAUUGCGCACAUGCGAUUGCACCAUACAUAGACAUCGUGUUCUGUUCUGUUUGUGGUCUGUUUCUUUGU